UUUACUGGCAGUGUGAACGGCUCAGCAAAAAAAAUCGGAAUUGAGUCACUUCAGGCUGCAGGGUGAACGCAGCCUUAGAUUCAUAGCCAACUUUUAAAAAUCUCAAGAAAAUGACUGAGAACUCAACUUUGACCUGGGAACACAUUACAGGCGUGACUCUGUCAUAGAUGUCAUCAUUCACAUGCAGAAAAUGCUCACUACAUUUUGCCAUUUUCUGGCGCCCCCUCUAGGGCAGCGCCCCUGUAGGUUUACCUAUUUUUAUCAAAACACAGUCACUUCCAAUAACUUCCAGAAACUCCUGAAGUUAUGGCCAUGAAUGACUCUGUAGUUAAUUAUUCGGGUCUUUUCUCCCCCGCUGGAUGAAAGCUGGUUUGUUUUGAGGUCUGAGCAGCCGCUCCUGAUGAUGAUGAUGAUGAUGAUAUCUGCGCGCCUGCAGGUGAUUCCUUUAAGACCAGGGGGAGGAAGAGGAGGAGUGCAGCGGGUCGCCACGUCUCAACACAUUCCAUAUUCUCUGUGGCAGCCCGGUGACCUGGAGCCUCUUCCUGCUGGUCCUGAUGCUGCAGCUGCUGCUGAUGCUGCUGCUGCUGCUGGGAUCAUGAAGCGGCUCUCAGCUCUGGUUGCCUCUGGAAACUCGCCUCCUCCAUCAUAUUAAUGGAAUAAUAAUGUGAUUGAUUGGUCAUUUCCGCGGAGAAAUGCUGUUUGCUGCUUCCUGAGCGCGCAGGGAUCUUCAGAGAACUUUGCUCCUGCUGGUGAGGAGGAGCCGGACGGGCAGGAGGUCCAUUCAGGUUUUCAUUUCCCCGCUUCUGCUCCGAGGAGGAGGAGGAAGAGGAGGAACAUGGAGCCCCUCCGCGGCUCUCCGGAGCGCAUCAGGCGGUUCCAGCAGCGGGAGCUUCCGGCUGCUGAUGUGCAGCUCUGCGAGCGGACCGAGCUGUAGCGGAACCGAACCGAGCCGGCUUUCAGCGCGUCCCUGCGUCGCAGUAGAGGACGGGGAGGAGGAGGAGGAGAAGGAGGAGGAGGUGGAGGAGGAGGAGGUGGUGGAGGCAUCGAUGCAAUUUUAUUUUGACUUUGCAUUUUAUUAUGAGCGCAGAGGAGGGAGAUGCGGGACCGGCGUGCGGGGAGGCGGCGGGAGCUCCGGCCGCCAAGCAGCGCCUCACCUGGGAGGAGAGCGACCCGCUCGGCUCCCAAGGACGUCCGCAGCCCGACGGCGAGGAGGAGCCGCAGCCCGGAGAGGAUGAGGAGGAGGAAGAGGAGGCAGAGGGCCGCGCGCCUGCGGCUGACGCCGAGAAAAUCAGCGGGGAGGAAAACGGGGGCAAUACUUCCAGCGAGGAGGGGGCGGUGGGGGGCAGAUGUGGCAAAACGCGGGCGAUGCCUUCAACCUGCAGCAGCGAGACGUGCAUCCCGACCCCGAGCUGCAGGAUCUGCUUCCAGGGAGCCGAACAGGGUGACCUGUUGAACCCGUGCCGCUGUGACGGCUCGGUCCGCUACACCCACCAGCAGUGUCUGCUGAAGUGGAUCAGUGAACGCGGCUGCUGGACCUGUGAGCUCUGCUGCUACCGCUUCCAGGUCAUCGCCAUCAACAUGAAGACGCCGUGGCAGUGGCAGCCCAUCACCAUCACGCUGGUGGAGAAGGUGCAGAUCAUCGCCGUGUUCCUCGGCUCCCUCUUCCUGGUGGCCAGCAUCUCCUGGCUGCUCUGGUCGGCUCUCAGCCCGCAGGCCGUCUGGCAGCGCCGGGACGUCCUCUUCCAGAUCUGCUACGGCAUGUACGGCUUCAUGGACCUGGUCUGCGUAGGCCUAAUUGUCCACGAGGGGGCAGCAGUGUACAACGUGUUCAUGCGCUGGCGGGCCGUGAACCUCCACUGGGACGUCCAGAGUUACGACAAGGCCAAGGACAUGGAGGAGACGAGCACCGGCCACUCCUCGCUGGGCCCCAGGACGCUCUGGUUGCCCCUGGCAACCCUCGGGCCCAGCGGGCCGCUGCACCCCACCCAGCUCGGGUCACGGCCGUGGACCUGCCUCUGUCUGGCCCCGUUCUGCCCCGGGCUGGUGCCCGGAAACAGUCUGAGCCAGGACGCCGACUCGGGGGAGGUGGUCAUCCGCGUGACGUCGGUCUGAGCCUCGACAGGUGAAACUUUACCUGAACGUUCAUCGUGACGUCGGCCUGACCGUUCAUCCGCGUGACGUCGGCCUGAACGUUCAUCCGCGUGACGUCGGCCUGACCGUUCAUCCGCGUGACGUCAGCCUAGGCCUCGGCAGGUGAAACUGUCGUCUGAACGUUCCUGCUUUUAUUGGUUGCUGCUUUUCCGGUGUUUCCGAUGAGUUGGGCUUGGUGUUUGCCUCCGGGGCCGGUCCCCAAACCAACCUCAGCCAGAUAAGGACGGAUGUGUUCGGUUGGCACUGUGACGUAACCCUCUCAUCCGUCAUGAACAGUUUACAUGGUAGCAUCUAAGACCAAACUGUUGUGUUACAUCCGGGUUCUCUGGUACUUUAACGCUUUGACGCCGCAUCAGGAAGGUCAUUUGAGUCCAACUGUCCUAAAGUCAUGUUGGUUCUUUAGGAUUUAAAUGAAAAAGGUUGAAAAAGUUUAGUGCCAAGAAGUUUUGUCAGAGGGAUUCGGACUUUAAGCACUGUGAGCAGAAUGACGUCACACCAGAAACUCAUUAUUUGUUCUUCUCUGAGGAAACGACUUCCUGUUUUGGUUCCUGGGUUUCACCUGUCAGGAUGUAAUAAAAAUGUUUAUUUUGCUCAGAUUUGAAAAGGCACAAUUUGGAGUUUGGUCUUUGACUAGGCCACUGCAACACUUUUAUUGCUGUUUUUUUUAGGAUUUUUGUCCUACUGACGGUUUCAGCUGUCGGAUAAAUGGCCUCUCAUUUGACGCUUUAAUACUUUGUUACACAGAGGAGUCAUGGUUGACUCAGCAGCUCCUAAACAAUCCCAUAUCAUCAUUCUUCCUCCACCGUGCUCGACAGUUGGUAUGAGAUGUUUUGUGCUAAUAUUCCAGGUCCAAACAUCAUAACUUACUGUUCGAUCAACGUUGUUCCUGAAGUCUUAAAGUGGCGGUAUCGUGUUUUCCAGGCUCAUGGUGCCAUUUUAGAGCACAAUCAUGUAGCUAUGUUACCUUCAGUUCUUAUGAAAAUGCUGAAUUCGCAAUUUAACACCUUGAAAUUGGGCCUCUGUCUCUUUAAGAACCUCUUACUCCUUCCAGCACUGCGUCUUCAGGGCUUCAUCACAGCAACGCUCCUCCAUUAUGCUGUUUAUAACCGUCCAACCAGGUGUUUGCUAACAGCUGCUACCGCUAGUCUGGAGGAGCAGAGUGGGGAAGCUCCCAGGAGGUUUGUGGGAAAAGACGAAAAAAUGUGAGGGUUUUAGGCACACUGAAUGGUUGCCAUGGAGAUUAAAGGAUUUCUCAAACAUG
Messenger RNA from Poecilia reticulata (guppy), 3412 nucleotides. It is a transcript of the gene marchf11, whose product is annotated as membrane-associated ring finger (C3HC4) 11. The record is from RefSeq and is a predicted model, not a curated record. Gene Ontology annotation, molecular function: zinc ion binding; ubiquitin-protein transferase activity. Gene Ontology annotation, biological process: protein ubiquitination. NCBI's taxonomy places the organism in Eukaryota, Metazoa, Chordata, Actinopteri, Cyprinodontiformes, Poeciliidae.